Molecule: messenger RNA, 4808 nt
Organism: Klebsormidium nitens
Lineage: Eukaryota; Viridiplantae; Streptophyta; Klebsormidiophyceae; Klebsormidiales; Klebsormidiaceae
Source: the annotation of a GenBank genome assembly
CCAAGCCUCAGGCUCGAGAUGAUUUAUGAAUCAUGGUGAUAACUUAGUCUUAUUAAACGUUAAGGCGACUGCCGUAUGUUCAGAAUCUACCGUAGAUGGCUGGAACGAGAGCAAGUGAUCAGCACAGGAGCAAUGCCCACCCGCAGUGUAUGCAAAGGUUCUGUUUCAAUCUGUCAGCAACUAAUCUAGCUUUUCCCAUCAUCAAGCCCUCCGCCGCUAGAGAGGGGUCCAUUAUUUUAGGGCCGGUCGCUGAUGCACGUUGAUUGUCCUCUACGUCCAGAACAAUUGGAGCUGCAGCGUUUGCUGAGUCCGUUACAAUGAGAUCUUUCCAAACUAGAGCAGCAACUCAUACUGGGCUUAUUCCUUCUUCCACCGCAAUCUGGUCAGCCAACGAGGGACAUGCAUUCUGUGCUUUCUUUGGGAGCCAGGACAAAGGUGCCGAGCAGCUCAGGGGAUUGACCGGUCUGCAUAGGGGGCUUGCGGCAGAAAAGACCGCUCUCAAUUCGUGGACAACUGUGAUGUCCUUUAAGGGUGCUAGUACCAGAGCUUUUGGUACUUUUAGUUCCACACAGACUUCAGCCAAUGAUAGAGAAUUCGAGGCUUUGAAAAGGCGAACAAGGGCCACUUUCUCAGCUUUGUCCCUAUCUGAUGGGCAGAAUCGCUCAGCAUUGGUAGAGCAAGAUCGGACCCAACCUCAGUCCUCUGAGAAGGAUGCCACCACCGAGAUGGUAGUAUUGAGCGAUCGGCUGAUGACAUUGCCCAAUUCUUCCUCUGGACAGAAACCUUCCACAGUUGGCCAGCCAGCACGCAAGAGAAAGAGAGUCCGGCGGAAAGACGGGAUUUCAGCUCCGAAACUGAAGUCGGCUGGAGAGGAAAGCAGGCCGGUGUUGACCCUAGAAAAGGAAAAAGCGGCCGUAAAGAUGUUUACGAUGAAGUUGCAAGCGCUCGCACCAGACUCCCCUCCAGAGGCAAUUCCUCCCCUGGUUAACGACUUGGGUUUCGCCCUAACCCCAUACCGAGCAAACCUGGUUUUGUGUCAGCUUGAAACACGGCGGCGUUGGCAGCAUGCCCUGCUUCUUGUCCGGUGGAUGGAGGGGCAAUUAAAACACCCCCCUGUAAAGGACACGUAUGCCAAGCUGUUUGCAAUCCUGGCGGCCGCAGGAGAGCACGAGAAGGUCGCCGACUGCUACCGCGUCCUGAAACGCCGUUCCAACCUCAAGCCCGACCACCGGAACCUCUUGCGGAUCUUCGGGCAGGGGGGCUGCCUGCAGGCCGCGCGGGAACUUCUAGACGACCUCCGGAGCCGGGGGAUCCCCCUGGACGUCACCGCUUACAACCACGCGAUCAACGCCGCCGCUCCAGGGGGGGCGUGUUUCGAGGCGGAGGCACUUUUGGACGAGUUGGAGAGAGACGGGUUAAAGCCUGAUGGCAUGACGUUUGGGGUUAUGAUUGAGGUUAUGGGGAGGGGGGGGCGGCGGGAGGAUGCGGUGGGGUACUUUGAGCGGUACCUGGGUGCGGGGUUCGAACCGACCGUCGCAACGUACAAGAAUCUUCUGCAGGCGUUGGUGGGGGGCGGGCAAGCGGAGCUAGCGGAGAAGCACUUUCGGGAGAUGCGGGGUCGGGGCUUGGCCCCGAGCGCUGCAUGCUACUCGGCCGUCGCGUGCGCCCAUGCUGUGGCGGGAAACUGGCGGAAGGGCGUCGAGGUGAUCGAAAGCAUGCCGCUUAACGCGGCCGGCCGUCGCCCCCUCGUCAUUAGCCUUACGGGCCUCAUAGCGGCGCUCGACCGGGCGGGGCGCCUGCGUGAGGGUUUGGAGGUUUUCGAGUACAUGAAGCGGGACGCGGGCUGCGUCCCGAACGCGCUGACGUAUGCAGCUGUCGUCAGCGCGCUGGCGCGAGACGGGGAGAUCGAGAAAGCGGAGGCGCUGAUUGCGGAAAUGCGCGCCCGGGGCUUCCCUCCGAGCGUCCCCAUGUGGGGCGCCCUGCUGUGCGCAUGCGCAUCGCGCGGCCUCCACGCGAAAGUCCGCCAACUCCUGCUCGACAUGAAACGCGCCGGGUGCGAUCCCGAAGUCGGCUGCUUCGAAACGCUCGUCCAAGCGUACGCCGCCGACGGGCGGGUUAGGGAGGGGUUGGAGCUCCUGACCGGGUUUGGCGAGAGGGGGAUCCCCCUGCGGCAGAGCAUGUAUGCAGCGCUGAUGGGGGCGUGUAAGGAGGCGGGGGACGCGGGGCUUGCCAGAGAACUAUGGGCUCACGCGAUUGCCCACCUUCCUGAUCCCCCCACCCCCCGCCUUUGCGCCGCAUACAUGGAGGCUCUCCUCUCCGUAGGUUUGCCCGAGGAGGCCCUUUCCGUCUUCCGUUCCGCUCCCGAGCUGGGAACGGAACCGGACUCUCAUAUGUACGCCCUAGCAAUUGACGCGUGCAGCCAGACGGACUCGAUUCCCGAAGGGGGUAUUGGUUUACGCAGGGAGUUUGGGGAGGGGAUUGAAUAUUGGCAGUUGCCGGAGCGGACUGACGGUUCCUUCGACGAGUUUGCCUUUGGGGACGAUCCGCUAGGAGAGGAACUAGAGCGGGGAACGAAUCCUGGCGGUAGAGCUUUUGACGGCAAAGCGGUUGCUGAGACUGGAGAGGGAAAGUCGUCUGAAGCGGAGCAAGGGGUCGAGCCGGAACGCACUGCGGAAACGGAACCGGAAAGCGGCGCCGGAACGCCAGGGGUCUCGGAAGGCACUCAUUCAAUCGACGCCGCAAAUCGAGGAACAUCGGAUCGAAUUCCGGCGGAAGCUAGUGCUGCGGAAAGGAGGGACUCGAACGGAACCACUUUAGCCGGCGCAGGAAAGCCAGAGUUAUCUAGUCGGGUUGGUGUAACGACCGUUGGACAACAAGCGGUUUCCAGCGGGGUUAGCGAGACCCAAACCGGAUUCGCGCGUGCGCGCCAGCUGUACCACGAUGUCCUGGCGAGGCGGCUGCCGCUGUCGCGGAACGUUUUUCUAGCGGUUCUCCGGGUGUGCCUGAAACAUGGGGAGCUCCGGGAAGCUCUAGAGGUUCCGGACCAGAUGGCCGCGGCCGGCGUGAAAGCCGACACCCGAAUCUAUAACCACCUCCUUCUAGUUUGCAGCGCGUCGGGGAACUGGGCGGCGGGAGUUACGGUCAAGCAACGCAUGGUUAGCGAGGGGGUUAAGCCGGACUGGUACACGUUUAACGUUUGGAUCCGGUUCGCGGGGCGGUGCCAAAAAACGGAUGAAGCGGUGGCGGCGUUUGAGGAGAUGGGGGAGCUGGGGUUGGAACGGACGGUGGUGACGUGGAACGCUCUGAUUGGCGCGCUUGGGGCCGGGAAGCGGUGGCGAGAAGCGCUGGCAGCGUUUCGGAAAUUGCAGGGUUUUAACGGUGGGGUUAACGAGGCGGUCAAAGAGGAGGUUAGACUGGGGGAUAGCGAGGGCGUUAGAGGGGGAAUCAAAGGGGAGGCCAGAGAGGAGGUUAGAUUAGGGGAGCCCAGAGAAGAGGUUAUUGUUGAGGCGCGAGAGGGGGUAAGCAAAGGGUUCAGUGGGGAAGUCGGCAAGGGGCUUGGAAAGGGGCCUCGAGAAGGAAACGGAGAGCUGCUUGGAGACGUCCCUCGCAAGGAGCCUAGAGAAAGUGUUGCUGAAGGGUUCGGAGACGCUUAUAGAGAGGGUGGCAGCAAGGGGGUUAGAAAGGGGGUUAGAACGGGAGCUAGCGACCGUGUUAAGCCCUCGGUGGCGACCUACGACAUCGUGAUUCGGCUGCUCGCGCGCGCAGGGCGCGUCCGCGAGGGUUUGGAAGUUUUGGGCGAGAUGCGCGGCGCAGGUUUCCGGCCGGACGCGCGGGUCUACAACACGCUCGGCGAGGCCCUGUACGUGGGAAAAGAUUGGGAAACGUUUCUGAGAUUGGUGGAGGCGAUGCGGAAACAGGGCCUCGAGUGCAACGACGCGCUAAGCGGGCGGGUGCGGAUCGUAAAGCGGCGGCUGGCGAAACAGGGGCGGCGCGAAAGAGGGGUUGGCGAGGGCGUUUCAGCGGGGGGGCGAGACAUUGAUGUUUCGGAGGGGGGGGAAGCGGGGGCCGGAUUCAGCGGAGGUGUGUCUGGGGAAGGGCGCGAGGGGGUUUUCGAGGUUGAUGGAUCGGAAAGUGGUUCGUCCGAGGGAAGAGGAUCCACGUUGGAUUCUGCACAAGAUGGAAACAGAACGAGACUCUUGGGGGACCUAGAUGCGGGAGAGGACGACCAAGGCACGGCGCCGCCAGGGACUGACACGUGGCAGUCCCUGGCGGACGAGGGCGAUGAAACGGACGGCGGGGACGAGUUUGACAGCCGCAGGGUUGCGAGGAGGGGCGUGGACUGGCGCAGGGUGACCGGGGUACCGUACCGGGCACCCCGAGAGGUUGUGAAAAGGCGACGGAGACGAGCUAGAGUUGCGGGCCGAAAGAUCAAGGAGUGGGUGCAUCACACGGGGAGGGGGACGAGUCAGGACUUGGUCAAGUUGCUAAGUGGGGAUUUGGGAAACCUGGAUCGCGUUGCGCGGGAGCGAUCGGAGUCGCGGUAUGUCGAUCGGUUUGGAAGUAGGGCCCCUGAUGAGGAGGAUCGAGUUGAGGGGGAUUGACCGUUGGGGGCGUAAGCGCGCGCAUCUCAGACUGACCGGACGGUGUGAAGGUAAUAAGCCAUGCAUGCCAGUACGUUGCUCAUAUAACCUGUUGUGAGUUCCAGCUCCAGCAGAAGCUCUAAGCUCAGCUCGGCCUUAAGCCCUUGUUCUGACAUUAAUGACGGCGAUCAACUCAUCAUAAGUGCUCGCAGGCAUUGGUCUUCCAAU